This is a messenger RNA of Cryphonectria parasitica EP155, 1895 nucleotides long. RefSeq lists its product as uncharacterized. The record is from RefSeq and is a predicted model, not a curated record. The transcript is spliced from 3 exons. The coding region runs from base 91 to 1731 and encodes 546 amino acids. Lineage: Eukaryota; Fungi; Ascomycota; Sordariomycetes; Diaporthales; Cryphonectriaceae.
CCGUAUCAUAUAUACCACAUUUUUUCUCUUAUUUUUCUGCGCACAGCCUUAUUCCCGAUCAACCGAGAUAUACUCAACAUAACAGCCACCAUGAGUUACUACUCUGAGGAGGAAGAGGUCGACCGCGUGCGUAUCAGCAGAGAUCGAUCUCCUGCACCUGUGCACUAUGUCGAGGCCAGACGGGAACGGCCUCGCAGCCGCGCCUAUUAUCAGCAAGGCGUGGAUGCCAUGCUGAAUGCCCACGACCGACAGGACCGGACCUUGGUCACCACUACCACUCGGUUCCGUGAGAGAUCUCGGGAGCGCCGCAGCCCGCCCAGUGUCGUACUGGCCCCGCCGCCGCCGCCAGUCGCCGGUCCUGUGGUCAUCAACCAGAGGUUCGACCACCACCACUCGUCGGACGACGACAGCAGUAUCACCAGCCGCCGUGGCCGCUCACGGCACGAGUCACGCGUGUCCUACCAUGAGCACUCACACUCUCGCUCUCGCGCUGGGUCGGAUGCCUACCUGACCAUGGAGAGAUACGAGAUGGAGCGCAAGCUGGACGAGACGCGGCGGCAGCUCGAGCUGCUGCGCAUGUCCGCACCGCACAGCGACCGGGAGAGGUUCGAGCUGGAGCGCGAGCGCGAGCGCCUGCGACGUGAGCGCCUGGAACUCGAGGCCGAGGCCGAGACGCGUGAGCGCGACGCCAGAAGGGCUGCUGAGGCAGAGAUCCGCGAUCUCAGGAAGGACAAGGCGGAGCUGGACCGCCUGCGCCACGAGGAGGUCGAAGAAGACCGUCUGGCACUCAUCAGGAGGGACAUGGAGUACCGUGAGCUGCGGGAGCGACAAAUGCGUGACCAGCACGAGAGAGAAGCCGAGGAGCGCCGCCUUCACGACCGCGAGGACUUUGAGCUACGUGAGGCCAAGAGGAGGCUGCAGGCCAUCGAACAGCGUGACAGGAUGGAGAAGGAGGCUCUGGAGAGGGCUAGAGAGGCCAAGACGCACGCCGAGCUGAAGGCCGCCAAGGAUGAGCUGGAUAAGAUCAAGCGAGCCAAAGACGAAGCCGCCGAGCGCGAGCGCAUCAUCAAGGAACACGCGCUCGCCGAGCUGGAGAAGAAGAAGGCUGCUGAGGCUGCCGCCGCAGCGCGCAAGAAGGCCGACGAGGAGGCGGUGGAGCGGUGGAAGAUCGAGCAGGCCGAGAAGGCAGCCAAGCAGAAGAAGGAGAAGGAAGAGGCCGAGAGGGAGAUCCGCCACCAGAUGCGCGACCGUCUUCUCGCCUCAGGCGUGCCCGAGAACCAGAUCGAGGCCAUCCUCGACGGCAAGCGAGUUGCGCCGCGCCCAAUGGGGCAUAUCGGCCAGGGACACAUGUCCAUGAUGCCACCGCCACCGCCACCUGUACACCCCGGAAUGGAGAUCACAACGACCAAGACGACGUAUACCCGGAUGGCGAGAAAGCACCUCAGUCUCGAGGCCUUGAGGGCGAGGGCUAUCGAGUAUGAGAUCGACUCGAACCCCGAUUAUAUAGUCAUCAAGCGCUGGGUCCCGCCCGAGGAGCAGAAGGAGCUUUGGUCGCUGACCAGGGUGAUCCGCGACGACCGCGAAAAGGUCACGACGACCAUCUCUGUCGAGGACCGCAGUCGCCACCGCCACCGCGACAAGUCGCGCGACAAUUUGGUGCUGGUCCGCAAGACGAAGCGGGAGCGGAGCAGGUCGCCCAGCAUGCUGAUGUACCUCGCCGGUGCGAGGUGAUAACAAAGAGAAGGGGAAACAGAGCAAGAACAACGACAAUGGCAAUAACAAAUAACACCCCAAUAGCAACCUUUUCUUCUUCUUUUCCACCGAGCGACCUGGCCUGUGUGGUUCGGAACAGGGAAGGCAACUACACGGGAUGCGGUCCUUCUCGUUCCCCCCCC